This is a messenger RNA of Amaranthus tricolor (Joseph's coat), 853 nucleotides long. Its product is annotated as 17.8 kDa class I heat shock protein-like. The transcript has a single exon. The record is from RefSeq and is a predicted model, not a curated record. Lineage: Eukaryota; Viridiplantae; Streptophyta; Magnoliopsida; Caryophyllales; Amaranthaceae. Gene Ontology annotation, biological process: response to heat; response to salt stress; protein complex oligomerization. Bases 225 to 677 code for a protein of 150 amino acids.
AAACAUACUUCAAACUUCUAAGCUUCUCUACCAUGAUCUGAGAAGACCAAUCUAGAAGCAAUUAGUAACAUUAAGACUCCCCCAGUAACUUCGACUCACAAUCUAUAUAAACUGGUGUACAUACCUUUCCCAUCUCACCAUCACUGAAGACAACAAUCAGUAAAUACAAACAAUCCUCAAAAAUCUAAUCCACCAUUCCUAAGCAAAACAAUCAAUCAACAACGAUGUCGUUGAUCCCAAGCUUCUUCGGAAACCAAAGAAGCAGCGUCUUCGAUCCCUUUUCUCUCGACUUAUGGGAUCCCAUCAAGUCGCUGUCCUCAGUAAACAGCGACACUGCCACCUUCGCCAACACUCGCAUAGACUGGAAGGAGAUGCCUGAAGCACAUAUCUUUAAGGCUGAUCUUCCUGGAGUCAAAAAAGAGGAAGUGAAGGUGGAGGUUGAAGAUGGCAGGGUGCUUCAAAUCAGCGGAGAGAGAAGCAAGGAGCAGGAGGAGAAGAAUGAUAAAUGGCACCGUGUUGAACGGAGCUCUGGAAAGUUUAUGAGGAGGUUUGGACUACCGGAGAAUGUCAAGAUGGAUGAGAUCAAGGCAAACAUGGAGAAUGGGGUGCUUACUGUGACUGUGCCUAAGAAGGAAGAGAAAAAACCCGAGGUGAAGUCCAUCGACAUCGCUGGUUAAACUUCAAAUAUUAGGCCUGAAUCAAUGGUUGCUAUCUUUGUGUCUUCUUAUUAAUCACUUUUUUUAUUUGUGUUGUGUGUGAAGAGUGUAAACAAGAAAGAUUAAACUAAUGAGUAUGUAAAAUUUAAAAAAAUAUAUAUCAAUGACAAUAAAAUUCUGUUUUAUGUUGUGCUAAA